Molecule: messenger RNA, 1045 nt
Organism: Halichondria panicea
Lineage: Eukaryota; Metazoa; Porifera; Demospongiae; Suberitida; Halichondriidae
Product: tubulin-specific chaperone C-like
Exons: 6
Coding region: 1-963 (320 amino acids)
Biological process (GO): tubulin complex assembly; post-chaperonin tubulin folding pathway
Cellular component (GO): cytoplasm
Molecular function (GO): tubulin binding
Source: RefSeq, a predicted model, not a curated record
AUGGAUUCCUCUGUCCAAGCCCGUCUCCUUGAGCGUCAGGAGGACCGUAAGGCAGCUUUGGAGAAGAGGAGAGCAGAGAGGGAGCAAACACAACGAGUGGAGGAGUCUGUAGACUACUUAGAACAAAAGUUCAUUGAGAAGAAGAAAGUUGUGACUGAUCUCUUAGAGAACUCCAGCAGUGUCCCUCGUGACAAGCUAUCGCCGUACUUCAAUGAGGUGGCUUUGAAAUGCCAGGACCUGCAGAAGCACGUAUCAGACUCUGUGCUCUUUCUCACGGCGUACAGCCUAGGACAGUACCAGCAGCAAAUUACUCAGCUCCAACAUCAAAUAUCAGCACGGCAGGAGGACAUUAUGCCUAAGAAGAAGUUUGCCUUCAAAUCCAGACGAAAAGAAUCGUCGAACCCACCCCCAAAAACUGCAGUAGCUAAGGAUGUUGCCAGCUCCAAGGUUGUGGCUUCUCUCUCUCAGCAGUCUAAAAUAGGCUUUAAGGACAAGUCACACGAGACCCUCUCAAUGAGUGAGGGUGACAGUAGGGGCCAAGACCUGAAUCUCUCUGGGCUGAGCCACUGUGAAGUGAGAUUGCCUGGAGCUCCCACCACCUUGCACAUGAGCAGGCUAGACAACUGCAGAGUGUUGUGUGGUCCUGUAUCCAGUUCAGUGUUUGUGGAUGACUGUAAGGACUGUGUGUUUGUGGUGGCCUGUCAGCAGCUGAGGAUCCACACCUCCACUCACUGCACAUUCUACGUUCACGUCACCAGCAGGUCUAUCAUAGAGGACUGCUCCUUCAUUACCUUUGCUCCUUAUAGCUGGACCUACCCUGAGCUGAAUGAGCAGUUCAAAGUAUCAGGAUUGGACCAGAGUGUAAACAAUUGGCAGAUGGUGGAUGAUUUCAACUGGUUAGCUUCCUCUGAUCCAUCUCCUAAUUGGAGCAUUCUACCCGAGCAAGACAGAACACUCUUUUAAUUGAGUUAAACAUGCAUUUAUGUCGACACAAUAUUUGUGGCAUUUUAAACUCAUGAUUAUAAACAAUGUUACUAUGACAACA